This is a messenger RNA of Penicillium concentricum, 1209 nucleotides long. Its product is annotated as metallophosphoesterase family protein. Gene Ontology annotation, molecular function: hydrolase activity, acting on ester bonds. NCBI's taxonomy places the organism in Eukaryota, Fungi, Ascomycota, Eurotiomycetes, Eurotiales, Aspergillaceae. The transcript has 4 exons. Bases 1 to 1209 code for a protein of 402 amino acids. Gene Ontology annotation, cellular component: cytoplasm. The record is from RefSeq and is a predicted model, not a curated record.
AUGCCAAUUCGCAGGCGGUCCGCGUACCAACGUCUUGCCAGAGACCAAACAUUGCGAUUUACUGAGGAUGGCACAUUCCAGAUAUCGGUCUUUAAUGACUUGCAUUUUGCUGAAGAUGAUGAAGCAGACAACAAAACCACCGGGGUAAUGAGAUCCGUUCUUUCUUCAGAGAACGUACAGCUCGUGGUACUCAAUGGAGAUUUAAUCUCUGGCGAAGCAACACAAAGCUCCAACUCAAGUCUCUACGUUGAUCGGAUCGUUGAACCACUAGUCGACCGUGGUUUACCAUGGGCAUCGACUUAUGGGAAUCACGAUAGCGAGGUUAAUCUGGAUCCCGAAGAGAUGUUUCGUCAAGAGACGAAAUAUGAAAACAGCUUAACCCAGAGAAGCGUUCUGAGCUCUACUGCCGGCAUCACGAACUACUACCUUCCAAUAUUUCCGCACGAGGGUUCGAAUGAUGAUAGCCCUGCGUUUAUACUGUGGUUCUUUGACAGUCAAGGUGGCCAUUAUGCCUUGACAGAGAAGGAAGAUGGUAAAUCAGGAGCGAGGCAGAAUUGGGUAGAUGACAGCGUUGUUGAAUGGUUUCAAAAAGCCAAUACAAACAUAACCUCUACCUACGGGCAAACAAUCCCAUCUCUAGCCUUCGUCCAUAUCCCAGCCCAUCCAAUGCGCGCAUUCCAGAAAUCAGGCGUUAGCCCAAGCAAGGAACCAGGAAUCAACGGAGAACGAGUUCAGGAACAAGGUUACGACGCCGAGUCUGGCUACCAAUCUCAAGACUUCCCAUUUAUAAGUGCUCUGCUGAACACCACGGGGAUGGGGGCGACUUUCAGUGGCCAUGAUCACGAUAAUGACUGGUGCUUCAAAUGGGAUAGUAAGCUUUCUGGCCUCAAUGUCACGGGAAAUGGUAUGAACAUGUGCUACGGCCGGCAUACGGGAUAUGGAGGGUAUGGGGAUUGGGCGCGUGGUGGAAGGCAGAUUUUGCUGGAUCAGCAGUCGCUUGGGGAUGAAAUGCGGACUUGGAUUCGGAUGGAAGAUGGAUCGAUUUCAGGUGAUGUUCAUCUCAAUGCGACGUAUGGCCAUGAUCGAUAUGGGUUCGCGCAGAGGAGGGUUAUCAACGGGCAAAAUGGUGGUCUUUCUCCUGAAUACUUGGGUGUUCUUUCUUUGUGGAUAUUUGUAUUUUCUGGGCUUAUAUCUGGGUUCCACUUAUAG